UCGUUUACUUUUCUCGCUGCGAUUCCUCGUAAUUUUUUUUGGCUGAAUCCCAAUUUUUUCUUCAUUUUCCCUACUCUCCUCCUUCAAGACCUCUUCUUUCUUCUCUUUCUCAAUCCAUAACCCUCACUGUGUGUCUCAACCCCAUGAAAUAUUGAAAAUCGGAAGCAGAAAAAGCUCAGACGAGGAAGAAGACGAGAAGAGUAGUACCGCGGCGUUCAAGAACCAGAGUCGAAGGAUGAAGCUCUGAAAUCGAUAACACUACAUCAAUCCAUCUUCGCAAACCACAAAAUCAUUCCGUAUACCGACGAGUCACUCUAUCUUUGCAAAGAGUUGUAGACGGCUGUUGAGAGCAGCAGGAUGGCUGAUAUUAAACCAAGGAGUUCAGAUAAUAUUGACAACAUUAGAAGCUGCAAGUUCCCUGAUAUAGUUGACUCAUCUCAACUAAAGGCUGUACAGUUGCCUGAUCCUUUGCUGGCAAGCAAGGUUGUCCAACUACUCUACACUAAUUCUGGGGUAGCUCUGCUGGCACUUGCCUCUGAUACCAUGCAUAAGCUCUGGAAAUGGCAGCGUACUGAACAUAAUCCAUCUGGGAAAUCUUCUGCAUCUAUUAAGCCAGAGUUGUGGCAGCCUGCAACUGGGGCUCUUAUGACAAAUUAUACGAGUGACACUAAACCAGCUGAAGAGUCAUCUGGAUGCAUUGCAUUAUCUAAAAAUGAUUCUUAUCUCUUAUCUGCCUCUGGUGGGAAGGUCUCUUUGUUCAACAUGAUAACAUUUAAGAUUAUGACGACUUUCAUGCCUCCACCUCCAGCAGCAACCUGCUUGGCGUUUGAUCCACAUGACAACAAUUUCUGUGCCGUAGGAAUGGAGGAUUCUACUAUUCAAAUAUACAGUGUUCGGGUUGAUGAGGUAAAAGCCAAGCUCAAGGGUCACCAGAAACAAAUCACGGGGCUUGCAUUUUCCCAGGCUUUGGAUAUAUUGGUAUCAGCUGGGGCUGAUGCUCAGCUAUGCAUCUGGGACACUGAAGGAUGGGAAAAGAAGAAAGCAAGGCCCAUACAAGUACCACCUGGCCACCCUUCUCCCCUGGUUGGAGAAACUAAAGUUCAAUUCCAUAAAGAUCAAACCCAUCUAUUAGUGGUCCAUGAAAGCCAAAUUGCUGUUUAUGAUAGCGAGCUCGGAUGCUUGCAAUCAUGGUAUCCUAGAGACUCGCUUUCUGCUCCCAUUUCAACUGCAAUAUACUCGUGUGAUGGUCUUGUGGUCUUCACUGGAUUUUUGGAUGGUGCUAUAGGAGUUUUUGAUGCAGACAAUUUCAGGCUUCGAUGUUGGAUAGCACCAUCUGCGUAUAUAUCUUCAUCACCCAUUGCCAGCAACAAGGGCAGUGGAUUUCCUGUGGUGAUUGCAGCACAUCCAUCUGAACCUAACCAAAUCGCUCUUGGAAUGAGCAAUGGUGCAGUCCAUGUGAUCGAGCCAUCUGAUGCAGAGCCAGAGUGGGUUGGCAGUAGCAUGGUGCCCUAAGAAAAUGGUGCUUUACCUUCCGUCCUCUCAAAUUCUGCUUUGAGUGGUCAGUCAUCUGAAACCCCUUCUGGGUGAAAUUAUAAAACAGGAUUCUUGAUGAAGCUGUGGCACUCACAUGCGUAAUUUUUUUUUCGUUAGCUGUUUAUAAAUUUACAUAUCAAUGGCUUUUUUUGCUUUUGACAAAAUUCUGAGGCAAUUCUACUCAUCGUUGGUCAAUAGCAUUUGGGUGAUAAGCUUUUUUUUUGCCUUCCAAGUUAUGUAAUGCAUUAGUUAUUUUACUUUUGCUUUAAAUUCACAGCAGUAUUUAGCUUGCAUACACUCUCUCUCUCUCUCUUGUGCGCGCGGGUGCCCCUCGUGUAUGUUAUAUUAAUGUACAGGUUCUACUGUUAAA
This is a messenger RNA of Camellia sinensis, 1903 nucleotides long. Its product is annotated as protein TOPLESS-RELATED PROTEIN 2. Gene Ontology annotation, molecular function: protein binding. The record is from RefSeq and is a predicted model, not a curated record. Lineage: Eukaryota; Viridiplantae; Streptophyta; Magnoliopsida; Ericales; Theaceae. Gene Ontology annotation, biological process: regulation of DNA-templated transcription.